Molecule: messenger RNA, 1730 nt
Organism: Empidonax traillii (willow flycatcher)
Lineage: Eukaryota; Metazoa; Chordata; Aves; Passeriformes; Tyrannidae
Gene: CUNH2orf66
Product: chromosome unknown C2orf66 homolog
Exons: 6
Coding region: 1114-1419 (101 amino acids)
Source: RefSeq, a predicted model, not a curated record
ACCCAGGGACUUUCCAGAAUGAAGGACAAAUGUGAAACAGCUCACAGAGAAUAAGUGCCAAUUGAAUCUCUUGCAUAUCUGCAUACUUAAUCAGUCACCCAGACUGCCUGAAUUCCUGCAAUAAUAAUUCAUUUCAGAUUUACAGAUGACUUUGAAUAAUACACAAGCUGGAGAAAUUCUCUUGAAUUUUUAUAUGCUGUUGCAGACGUGAAAAUAAUACUACUAGCAUUUUGUUUACUGUUUUGCUAGUGAUGUUUGGAUGUCCAAAACUUUGUCUUCUGGAAGGAUGGUGGUAGGUUUUUGGUUUGCUUUCAAAAUUUAAAACAAAACUGUAAAGCUUGCAUUCAGAAAUAAAUAUCUAUAAUCUGGAUUAAGGUAAUGAUCCAAAAUCUUUAGUUUUAAUAUGUCUAUUUAGAGAUAUAUUUUAUGUGACAUUAGAUUGAUUAUCAUCUAUACAGUGGAGGAAAGAGUGUAGUGAAAUUAUAAACAAAAAAUGUGAACAACUUGGAUAUGAGGAGUGCUAUGAAAUAAGGCCAGGGUAAAUUAUCAUAGUCCUCCUUGUCUUAGUUUCUAGUCUGACAGGAGGAUAUUAACUGCUGAUAAAAUCAGAGUAGGAAACGAGUGCUUCCUUUAAGAAGUUAUAAUUUUGGAUCUUGAAACAGACCUUACUUUUCUCUCUCUUUUUCCAGCAUCACGAAAAUGAUCUAUAUCUCAUUUGCUUGAGAACAGUCAGUCACCAUUCUAGAGAUAUAGCUAAUUACUUUUAAUUAAAAGUAAUAUUUUGAUACAGCUCUGCUGUCUCUGCUGGGAAUUGUUUUAAACUUACGAUGUUCUUACCACCAAUUUUCUGCAAUACGGCUUGGGAGGAAUUUGUGCUGCACUGUUCAAUAGCAACAGGUCUGAAGAGUAUCAAGGAUGAAAUUCUCAAGGGUCUUUAUGUCAUGGAUGGAAAUGGAAUCAUUACUGUAUUUUUGAACUCCUGCUAACGUCAUUGACACCCACCUACAGUCCACUAGAAAUAUAAGUGCAGAGAUCAGUUUGUUCGUGUAUUACGAGCAGACCAACCAAGAAGGGGCAAGCCGGAGCCAAAGUCACUGACUGUUCAUCUCCAGCAUGUGGAAAGUUGUGCUCCUGGGUCUAUACAUAGUACUGGCCAUGAGAGGAUUGGCAAAGGGUGCUCCUUUCCAACCAGAAGAAAAAUGGAAACCUCUGGAUAACCCGAGGAACAGAGACCUGUUUUUCAGAACGCUCCAGGCUUAUUUUUCGGGCAGGGGGCUUGAUCUGAGGAAGUUCCCAGCUACUGUCACUGUGAAUGAUGAAGGACCAAGGCCUCUCAUGUUCUACGCAGAUCCGAUUGCUUCUGCAUUUGCAGAUUACGAAGAAAGGAAAAAUUCUUUUCUGAAUUAUUUCAAAGGCUGAAAGAUGCUGUUGACCAAGGCUGUAGAACUUCAUGCGAAGUGAUAACCUUCACAGCAAAAUUUUACUGCUUUGACUUUCUGUUACUCGACAAUUUAAAAUGUUCUUCACCGUCACAGUUCCUACCUAUGGAAUGUGAUGUCAUGCUGUAAUUAGCAAAUAUUCGGUCUCUUGACAAAUGUGUGCUGUUUGGCUGCUGCAGUCGGCUGAGCAGAAUUGUGUUUGAGCGUGAAUAAACCAGGAGCGCAACAGAGCGCUUUCGACUACUGCUAAGUGUCUUUGUGCAGAACCGGGAAAAUGUUAGCUUUGAAUUU